AAACUUCCUUGUAGGGUGAUGAAGGAAGAAGAAACUUAAGGUUCUUCAAAUGGAAUUCCACCUUCAUACAUACUGGUCAGAUCCCAGAUAUCAAUUUAACAGGUUUUCUAAACAAAACAAAAUAUUUACCUGAUAGAAAACUACUGUGAUAAAGUCAGGCCUUGAUGCAACUAGAGAGACGUCUGUUGUGGUUUGGAGAGGAGCACUGUUUCUUCCAGAUUUACAUACAAUCAGAAGCCAAACUGCUGGGUGCUUGUUCUGUGAUCUGAGUAAGAGCAGCUACAUGGCGUUUCUUGGAACUGUGGUUGGCUAUUGGGAUCACUGCCUGACAAGAUUUACCUACUCCACAGGAAAAACAGGGACUGAAUUGAUAGUGAGAUGUUCUUCAGGCAGCUUUGGGUGUUGGUAUCUGAGCUGCAUUGCUGCAGAAAUCAAGGUCAGUAGGUUAAUGAAAAGAAGAGUCAGAAGGAAAGAAAUUCUAAUAAUUUUAUACACAGUGAAUUUCACUGGAGUCCUGGUCUUUUAAGAUUCAGUCCUAUCACACAUGAAGAUGCAAGACCGUUGUAUUCUUCUGAUGUUUUCUUCACUGUGUAAUGAAAGAUUUAAAAGCUGAGGCCGCAUUUCUCCAUGGUACGUCACUGCUGGUUUCAUCCCAUGAGCUCCAGCUCCAUGGAUGUUUUUCCAGGAGAGAGAACAGCAAAGUACUGUUACAACCCUCUGUCUAUCACCUGCUUUCUCAAGGCAGCACAGUGUGCCAUCAAAGGCAAAAUUAGUGCUGUGAGGUCUGUUUUUCUUUUUUUUUUUUUUUUUUUUUUUUUUUUUUUUUAAUAUAGCAUGUGACAGAAUAUUUCCUCAUUUAGCGCUCAGGGCUUUCUUUCCAGCCUAAGAAACUGAGAAGCACUGCUCACUGUCCUCGCUUCAGCGAGGCUUCAUUUUCAGCAACAAACAUUGUAUGGCUUUUGGUGGAAGGAAGAAAGCAGCACUUGCAAUGAGGUUCUCUGGGUUCCUGUUUGGUCUUACUCUCAUUCAUGGUGCUUUGCAGCUGGAAGACACUGAAAUAUUUUUAAUAUACAAUAAAGUCAGUAAACUCUGUCUUCAGGCUUCUAUUGCACAAUCAGUUCGAACUGCCACUUGCCAUCAAGACAAUGAAUCACAAAAAUUCAGGUGGAUUACUGAUCAUCAGCUCAUGAGUGUGAGACUGAACCUAUGCUUGGGUGUUCCAUUGAAGGAAGAUGAGGUUGCAGUCACCCUGUUCCCGUGUAACCAAACAAGUGACCUCCAGUGGUGGGAAUGUAGAAAUGAAAGCCUUCUUGCAAUCCAGGGAGAAGACUUGUUUUUCAGUCCUGGCAAGGAAGAACAUGAUAAUGUUGUAUUAAAGAAGAGGCCGAGUCCAAAGAAUAAUUGGAAGAUCUAUGGGGCCAUGGAUGUUUUAUGUUCCCAGAGAUAUGAAGAGACCUUUACACUGCUAGGAAAUGCUUUUGGGGCACCUUGUGUGUUCCCUUUCAUGUACAAGAAGCAGUGGUAUGCCGAGUGCACGGCUGCUGGCCGCUCAGAUGGCUGGCUCUGGUGUUCAACAACUGCAGACUAUGACACAGACCAGCGAUAUGGAUUUUGCCCAGUAAAAGACAGAGAUACCACUUGGACUACGGAUCUGUUAAGGAAUGCCCACUACCAAAUAAACUCUGAAUCUGCUCUCACAUGGCACCAAGCAAGGAAGAGCUGUCAGCAACAAAAUGCAGAAUUAUUGAGUAUCACAGAUAUUCAUGAACAAAUGUACCUUAAAGAGUUAACAGAAAGUACAGAUUCUGCACUGUGGAUUGGCCUCAAUAGACUGGACUUGAAGAGUGGCUGGGAGUGGAUUGGAGGCACUCCUUUCCAUUAUUUAAACUGGGCUCCAGGAAGUCCCUCUCCAGAAUCUGGAAAACUCUGUGUGGUUUUGAAUCCUGAAACAAAAGCUAAAUGGCAAAACUGGGAAUGUGAUCAGAAACUUGGCUACAUCUGUAAAAAAAGAAACUUUACCUUGAUACCCCCAGGUGACAUUGGGCCUAUUGCUUGCCCAGAUGGAUGGACAUCAUAUAUAGAUCACUGUUACAAGAUCUUCAGGGAAUCCAAAGGAUGGCAAGAAGCUUUGACCUCCUGUCAGAAUGAAGGGAGUCACCUGGUCAGCAUCCAACACCUUGAGGAGCACAGCUUUAUUGUGUCUGGGCUUGGGUACAAGCCAACAGACAAGCUCUGGAUUGGCCUAAACGAUCACAAAUUCCAAAUGUUUUUUGAAUGGAGUGAUGGUACACCAGUGACAUACACCAAAUGGCAUCUGGGAGAGCCAUCCAGCACCAACAACAGGCCAGAAGACUGCGUUAUGAUCAAGGGUCAGGAUGGCUAUUUUGCAGACUCUGACUGUGGGAAGAAAGCUGGUUAUAUUUGUAAAAGAAAACCUAUACCACAAAUAGCUGGAGAAAAGGAAAAUACUGAUGUAGGUUGCAAAAAAGGAUGGGUAAGAUAUGGGACCUACUGCUAUUUUAUUGGACAUGUACCAGCUACAUUUUCUGAAGCAAACAACACUUGUGAAGGACAAAAAGGUUACCUACUCACAGUUGAAAGUAGGUACGAACAAGCCUAUUUGACUAGUCUUGUUGGGCUGAGGCCUGACAAAUAUUUCUGGCUUGGCCUCUCUGACAUGGAGGACCAAGGAACUUUCAGGUGGAGCAGUGGUGAAGAGGUCUCCUUCACACACUGGAAUGCAGCAAUGCCUGGAAGUAAACGAGGGUGUGUUGCCAUGAGAACUGGAACUGCAGCUGGAUUAUGGGAUGUUCUUGACUGUGAGUCUAAGCAAAAAUAUAUCUGCAAACAAUGGGCAGUUGGUGCAACAGCCCCACCUCUUUCAAGUGCUGCUCCAAAGCCCACAUGUCCUGAAGGCUGGAUAUCAAAUGACCAUGCUAGUUCCUGUUAUAAAUCCUUUUGCAGGUCAGAUAUUAAAAAGAAAUCAUGGAUUGAAGCUCGAGAUUUUUGUCGACAAAUUGGAGGGGAUUUGGCCACCAUUAACAAUGAGGAGGAAAUAAAAAUGAUAUCAAGUGAAAACAGUUACUGUAGAUUUGAAAGAGUUUGGAUUGGUAUAUAUUCCUUGAAUCCGGAUGAAGGAUUUGCCUGGAGUGAUGGUUCUCCUGUUAUGUACACAGACUGGAGCGAUCAUCCAAGAAGUUCAGAAGGACACAUGUUCUGUGGUUUAGCAUAUUAUAGGCAAUGGCUUCUUUCACUCUGUGAAGAGCAGCAUAACUGGGUUUGUCAAAUUAAAAAAGGAGUGGUGCCAAAACCUGAACCAAUUGACACAUAUGAGUAUAAAACCACUGCAGAUGGAUGGGUCAUAUAUGAAGAUAAGCUAUACUACAUCAGCCAGGAACAAGUCUCCAUGGAAGAAGCCCGAGAGUUUUGCAGGAUGAAUUCUGCAGACCUUGCUGUAAUUAAUAGUAAUAGUGAAAGGAAUUUCAUACAGAGAGCUCUAAUAAAAAAUGAUAAAUACAGGUCAGAGUCAGGACAAUACUUCAUUGGUUUAAAAUUGAGUCUGGAUAAAAAGUUCAGCUGGAUAGAUGGGACUCCAAUAACUUACGUGGCCUGGGCUCCUAAUGAGCCUAACUUCGCAAAUAAUGAGGAACAUUGUGUGGUAAUGUUUUCAAAGCAAGGCUUGUGGAAUGAUGUAAACUGUGGUACCACCAAUAGAUUUGUAUGUGAAAGGCAUAAUAGUUCUAUUAAUUCAACACUUGCUUCUCUGUUUCCUCCUGGAGGAUGUCCAGAAAGUUGGCUUUUCUUUAAGAACAAGUGUUUCAAAAUAUUUGCCUCCAAUACUACAAGAAAGCUGGCAUGGCAUGACGCACGAGAAGUUUGUAUUGAUCUGGGAGGAAACCUGGCUUCUGUACCAAAUGAGCAAGUGCAAGCUUUUGUCUACUAUCAUUUAGAGGAUGCUACAACCAAUGUUUGGAUUGGGAUGAAUGACAUCAACAGAGAGUCUAAAUUUUUUUGGGCAGAUGGGAGCACUGUUUCCUACACCAAUUGGGUUGAAGGUGCACCAGAGACCAAACAAAGCUACUUUGACUAUUAUGAGUUUGAAAGUCUGGAUGACAACGCUGUGGAGACAGAUUGUGUUUUUAUGACAAAAUUAGAUGGCAAAUGGAAAGAUGAUAGCUGUGACAAUGAGAAAGGUUACAUAUGCCAGAUGAAUUCACUAGUUGCUGAGCAAUUUAACUCACCAGCAACAAAUCCAUCUCCUGACUUUGUCCCCUAUGGUGAUAGCAGCUAUCUAAUUGUCUUAUCUGAAAUGCAAUGGGAAGAGGCCAGGAAAAACUGUCAAGAGCAACACGCAGAACUUGCAAGCAUUUUAGAUGCCUACAUCCAUUCAUUCCUUUGGAUCCAGAUGCAGAAAUAUGGAAAGCCUGUAUGGAUUGGUCUUAACAGCAAUAUUACUAGAAGCUAUUACAAAUGGACUGAUAACUGGAAAACCAGAUUCACUAAGUGGGCAGCAGAGGAGCCAAAGAAGAAAAAUGCUUGUGUCUAUCUAGACCUUGAUGGUACCUGGAAAACAGCACCCUGCAAAGAAACGUACUUCUCAGUUUGUAAGAAAUCAAAUGUUGUAGCUCCAACUGAGCCUGCUCAGCUGCCUGGAGAAUGCCCUGAAGCAGCUGAUCUGCAAGCUUGGAUCCCUUACCAUGGGCACUGUUACUACAUUGAGGCUUCAGCAGCAACAAGCUGGGCCCAGGCCUCCCUCAAGUGUACUCAUUUAGGUGCUACACUGGUUUCAGUAGAAAAUGAGGAUGAAUCUGAUUUUCUGAUCCAUACAAUACAGCUACUUGGAAACAAAGUAGGAGGCUUCUGGAUAGGACUUUACAGAAAUGUGGAUGACCAGUGGUUGUGGCUGGAUAAUGCUGCAAUGGACUUUGUCAACUGGGAAGAGAAAGAGUCUAAUGAGAAGCACCACUGUGUGGAAAUGACUGCACCAUCUGGUUACUGGGACAAUGCUGAUUGCUCUUCUGAAAAAGGAUUUAUCUGCAAGAAAACCAAAGUUGAACCAAGUGGGAGUCCUCCAAAGAAAGACAAGCAAAGGAAUGAAGAGACUCAUCCACCUGUUCAUCCCUCUGUUUGGCCUCUCUUUUUCUUGGCCAUUCUCAGUCUUCUUGGAGCAGGUGUGUUGAUCUACUUCUACAAGAGAAAAAGGCAAAACCAACUAUCAAGAGAUUAAAGGACUUCUAAAUGAUGUAUUGGUUCACUAAGGAAUUGGUGAGAAUGGGUUCUGUGGCACAAGCUAAUUCAAAGGAAGAAGCUUCUUGCUGAAACUGAAGGAUGUACCUGAUAAAUGUCUCUAGCAAUUUUAAAUCAAAUCCUUUUUCUCAUUUUGCAAUAUUUUUGUUUCUUUUGUAUUUUUGUAUCUUUUGUACCAUGCAUAUUUUACAAGAGCCCUAGCAAAGAUGGUAAUGUAAAUAGCUCAUCAAGAAAAAAGAAACAUACUGGAAAAAAUGAUGGCAACUUACGAGAAUAAAUGUUCAGUAAAAUGUGAUUGCUAUUAAAAACUGUGUUGCUGUAGCUAUGCAAAUAAUUGAAAAAACAAUAAAAAUUUACAACUGCUCAGA
Messenger RNA from Coturnix japonica (Japanese quail), 5615 nucleotides. RefSeq names its product macrophage mannose receptor 1-like. The record is from RefSeq and is a predicted model, not a curated record. Lineage: Eukaryota; Metazoa; Chordata; Aves; Galliformes; Phasianidae.